Molecule: messenger RNA, 4682 nt
Organism: Cercocebus atys (sooty mangabey)
Lineage: Eukaryota; Metazoa; Chordata; Mammalia; Primates; Cercopithecidae
Gene: SYNE3
Product: spectrin repeat containing, nuclear envelope family member 3
Exons: 18
Coding region: 1423-4350 (975 amino acids)
Biological process (GO): nuclear migration
Cellular component (GO): nuclear outer membrane; cytoplasm; meiotic nuclear membrane microtubule tethering complex
Molecular function (GO): actin filament binding
Source: RefSeq, a predicted model, not a curated record
GUGACAGCUGCGGGCGGGCGGGUAUUUUUAGUUUAAAUCCAACCGUUCCGUGCUGGCUGCGAAAUUCCCGAGCCUUUCCUUUCAACCCCGGGGAGCUUCGGCCCGCAAGAAAAAGCCCUAAAGCCCGGGGCAGCACGUCCCAGGCGGGCCGGGUGCCUCCUCGGGGCUUCCCUUUGCCUCCCCUAGGGGCGGGCUGACCUGUCACCAAGGAUUGCGCGCGGCGGGGGCCCGACCCGCUCCUGGCGACCGCGAGCGCGCUCAGUAGUGUCUGGGAGAGCAGAGCAGGCGGCGAGGAGGGGAAGUCCAACCCUGAAUGCUCAGUUUUGUUCAGACGCCUCUUGGCUGUGCAAACUUGACAAGCAGCUCAACCUCUCUGAGCCUCAUUCCCACAUUUCCAAAGGGGAGGGCAGUGAGGCCAGAGAUGGCUUGCAGGGCCUGAGAGAGCCUCAGAUGGAUGUUGACUUCCCUUGGGGUCUUGGGAUCUUGACCCCAAACAGCAGUCCCAUUGAUGUGGCCCAUUGGUCAACCCAGGAGCAGUGUCCUACCCCUCCCAGCUGACUUCUGCUUCAAAACUGGAAGCCAGGGCCUCCAGCCUGGGCGGGGUGAUAAUGAAUAUUUUUAGUUAACCACUUCGGCCCUGAAGCUCCAACCGUGGGCUGCCCUGGGACUCUUUCCCAGGUCCCUGGUCACCCCUUUCAACUCUGAAGAGUUACCCUUAUCCCAGCACUGGGUGCAGGGGCUGUCUACAGCCAACGGCUGCUAGUGGGAUAACCUGAUGUGUCUUGGGGGCAUGCCCCAUCCCACAUGAAUGAGGGCAUGAGGAGAAUGGACCGUCCUCCCAGAAAGGAGAGCAUGUCAAAAUCACUGCCGUUCUGAGCUUGGCAGGACAGCCUCCCUCAUCCACCAAGAGAAGCAGAAACAGGCCCAGAGAGGGGGAGUGAUUUGCCCAGAGCCACACUGCCUGGCUCUCUUAAAGGGCCUGGCCUUGCCGCCUGCACUUCCAGGGCAGCUAACAGCCCACAGGAGUCAGGAGCUGGGAGGUGGGAGGGGCGUACCAGUGCCAACGAGCUGUUUUGCUCAGUUUCCUGUCACUGUGCCCCAGCGGGACGCUCCAGCACAUGUGGGUCUGCACAUUCCUCAGGCCGGACAGCGCUCGGCAGGCUGACAGCCACAGCUGUGCCAAGCCUGCUGGCCCCAGGCGUUGUUUUCAACCAGAGAGGCCCCUCUGGGGGUGGCUGAGCGGGAAGUGGGCUGGGAUGUCUUAUUUCUGGAACUUGUGUCUUGCUGGGAGUCCUGAGGAGAAGACCUGAGGAUGUGUUGGUGGCACAGAGGGAAGUGGUGAGAAUCCAGGCUCAGGUUUCUGCCUCCAGGUACAGUCUGGCACCUGGCACCUGGCUCCCUGCAGGUACACUUCAGGGUGCCAUGACUCAGCAGCCCCAGGAGGACUUUGACAGGAGCGUGGAGGAUGCCCAGGCAUGGAUGAAGGCUGUGCAGGAUCAGCUGCAGGUCAAUGACAACACGCAGGGGCCUCGCGCAGCCCUGGAGGCCAGGCUGUGGGAGACAGAGAAAAUAUGCCAACUGGAGCCCGAGGGGCGUGUGAAGGUGGACCUGGUGCUACGGAUGGCCGAAGCCCUCUUGGCAUGCUGCCCUGGGGACCAGAAGCCCGAGAUCCUGGCCCAGCUGAAGGACAUCAAGGCCCAGUGGGAGGAGACGGUCACCUACAUGACUCACUGUCACAGCCGCAUCGAGUGGGUGUGGCUGCACUGGAGCGAGUACCUGCUGGCCCGAGAUGAGUUCUACCGCUGGUUCCAGAAGAUGAUGGUCACGCUGGAGCCCCACAUCGAGCUCCAGCUGGGCCUGAAGGAGAAGCAGUGGCAGCUGAGCCACGCCCAGGUGCUGCUACACAACGUGGACAACCAGGCGGUGCUCCUGGACCGGCUGCUGGAGGAGGCAGCCUCCCUGUUCAACAGGAUCGGGGACCCCAGCGUGGAUGAAGAUGCCCAAAAGAGGAUGAAGGCCAAGUAUGAUGCAGUGAAGGCCAAGGCCCAGGACCGGGUAGAUCUGCUGGAGCAGGUAGCCCGGGAGCAUGAGGAGUACCAGGCAGGCGUGGAUGAGUUCCAACUGUGGCUGAAGGCGGUGGUGGAGAAGGUGAAUGGCUGCCUCGGGCGGAAAUGCAAGCUGCCUAUCACACAGCGCCUCUCCACACUGCAGGACAUUGCCAAAGAUUUUCCCAGGGGCGAGCAGUCUCUGGAGAGGCUGGAGGAGCAGUCUGUGGGCGUCAUUUGGAACACCUCUCCUUUGGGUGCAGAGAAGAUCACCGGAGAACUGGAAGAGAUGAGGAAAGUUCUGGAGAAGCUGCGCGCCCUCUGGGAGGAGGAGGAGGAGCGGCUGCGGGGCCUGCUGCAGUCCAGGGGAGCCUUUGAGCAGCAGAUUAAGCAGCUGGAGGCCGAGCUCAGCGAGUUCGGGAUGGUCCUGCAGAGGCUGGCCCAGGAGGGUCUGCAGCCUGCGGCGAAGGCAGGGACCGAGGAUGAGCUGGUGGCCCACUGGAGACGCUACUCGGCAACACGGGCGGUGCUGGCCUCAGAGGAGCCCCGGGUGGACCGGCUGCAAGCCCAGCUGAAGGAGCUCAUCGUCUUCCCCCAUGACCUGAAGCCACUCUCUGACAGUGUCAUCGCUGCCAUCCAGGAGUAUCAGAGCCUGAAGGGGAAGAGUGCCAGGCUGCGCAAUGCCGCGGGGGUGGAGCUGUGGCAGCAUUUCCAGCGGCCUCUGCAGGAUCUGCAGCUGUGGAGGGCCCUGGCCCAGCGGCUCUUGGAGGUCACUGCCAGCCUGCAGGACCUGCCUUCCCUUCACACCUUCCUACCCCAGAUCGAGGCGGCCCUGAUGGAAAGCUCCCGCCUGAAAGAGCCGCUGACAAUGCUGCAGCUGAAGAAGGACCUCCUGAUUGGCGUCUUUGGCCAGGAGAGAGCCACGGCACUCCUGGAGCAGGUGGCGGGUUCCGUGAGGGACCGAGACCUGCUGCAUAACAGCCUUCUGCAGAGGAAAAGCAAACUGCAGAGCCUGCUCGCUCAGCACAAAGACUUCGGAGCGGCUUUCGAGCCCCUGCAGAGGAAGCUCUUGGACCUCCAAGCCAGGGUCCAAGCUGAGAAGGGGCUUCAGAGGGACCUUCCUGGAAAACAGGCCCAGCUCUCAAGGUUACAGGGGCUGCAGGAAGAGGGGCUGGACCUGGGGGCACAGAUGGAGGCUGCGAGGCCUCUGGUCCAGGAGAAUCCCAACCACCAGCACAAAAUGGACCAGCUUUCCUCCGACUUCCAGGCCCUGCAGAGGUCUCUGGAGGACCUUGUGGACAGGUGUCGCCAGAGCGUGGAGGAGCACUGCACCUUCAGCCACCAACUGCUGGAGCUGCGGCAGUGGAUCGCCGUGACCACGCAAAAGCUGGAGGCACAGCGGGGAGAGGCUGGCCCGGGGGAUGCUGAGUCUCAAGAGGCCGAGUUUGAGAGGCUGGUGGCAGAAUUCCCGGAGAAGGAGGCCCAGCUGUCCCUGGUGGAAGCGCAGGGCUGGCUGGUGAUGGAGAAAUCUUCUCCGGAGGGUGCUGCUGUGGUGCAGGCGGAGCUCAGGGAGCUGGCAGAGUCAUGGCGGGCCUUGAGGCUGCUGGAAGAAAGUCUGCUGAGCCUCAUCAGAAACUGGCACCUGCAGAGGACGGAAGUGGAUUCAGGGAAGAAAAUGGUUUUCACCAACAACAUCCCGAAGUCAGGAUUUCUCAUCAACCCCAUGGAUCCUAUUCCCAGGCAUCGUCGACGGGUAAAUCUUCUCCAGGAAGAAGACGGGAGCCAUGAAGAUUUCUCCCAGCUCCUGAGGAACUUUGAGCAGUGGUUGCAGGUGGAAAAUUCCAAGCUGGUUAGAAUCAUCGCAAUGAGGACUUCUACAGCCGAGGACUUGAGGACCAGAGAAUCAAAGCUGCAGGAGCUGGAGGCUCGGGUGCCAGAAGGUCAGCAUCUCUUUGAGCAUCUCCUUCGUCUCGGGCCAGCAAGGGGGACCUCGGACAAGCUGGAAGAUCUGCGCUACCAGUGGAUGCUGUACAAGUCCAAGCUGAAGGACUCCGGCUACCUGCUGACACAAAGUUCUCCAGGGGAGCCGACUGGAUUCCAAAAGACUCGGCGGUGGCGAGGACUGGGCUCCCUCUUCCGGAGGGUGUGCUGUGUGGCGCUCCCACUGCAGCUGCUUCUGCUGCUGUUCCUCCUCCUGCUGUUCCUGCUCCCCAUCAGGGAAGAGGACCGCAGCUGCACCCUGGCCAACAACUUCGCCCGCUCCUUCACGCUCAUGCUGCGCUACAAUGGCCCGCCACCCACCUAAUCCGCUGGGGCACACAGGUGACUUUGUUCUCCAACCUCCAGCAGUCCCAGGGCCCCUCCUGAGGAUGCCCGCCAGGGAAACUGGAAACAGGGGCAGGCCAAAGACUGCAGAGCUGCAUCCAUAUCAGUGCUGUGUCAGCAUUCCCAGAACAGACUUACUUUUUAUACAGUGUUGUCUUAGUCUAUUUAUACCAAAUGUGUACUACAUGUGACUAGGGAACAAUGUCUAGAAUUUUUAUAUGAUCUGUAUGUAAAUGCUCAGUAUGUAUUGUUUCAUAUAUGAGGUCUAUCUGGAGUUGGGAAAAUUCCUAGCAGUGUCUCCCUCCAAUGGGA